This is a messenger RNA of Hymenoscyphus albidus, 903 nucleotides long. The record is from the annotation of a GenBank genome assembly. Lineage: Eukaryota; Fungi; Ascomycota; Leotiomycetes; Helotiales; Helotiaceae.
AUGAGUGGUGGUAAGUCAAAACAGUACAAUAGCUCUCAUGAUAGCAACUGAUUUGAGAAAAGUUCACGCACCGACGCGAGCGAAGCGCCGUAACAAUAUGACUUCGAACCACUGGAAUGACAACAACAUCCACCACAUGAAUAAAAUGGCCGUUCCAAAGACUUCAACUAAUCCUAUUAACGGAAACAUCUUGAACCCUUAUACAGAAGGAAAUAUUCAACCGCAGUAUGCCAGAGUUGGUGCUAGUAAGUUAUGUAAGGUUUCGCUUAGAUUCCAGGCACUGACCUAGUGGAAGUUCAACAUCGGGCGCAGGAUUAUACGCGAAACAAUUUUAAAUUGACCACACCUGUUCUUGAGAUACCCCUGAAUUCGAAUGCUAUGAUUAUGCCUGUAUCGCGGUCUGAACCUGGUAUCUGAACCUGGUAAUAUGAAUCGUGACAAUCGCCACCCUCGAACUCGACUAGAAGCUCAACAAGAUCCAAGAAUUGGAGGUGUCUACCAGCAAGUGCACGGAGUUUCACCGGAGAGAACAAUAUCGCGAUACCUUUCCAACCUUCAUACCAAGUUCUUGGCAUGCCAAAGGGUGUCGACCAUCAUGCUAUUCGAAAGGCUGCCAGUCUCUAUACUGAUAUCAACCCUAGAUACGAGGGCGAAAUCAACGAUCGUUUCCUUCAAAACAAAGAAUGUCCAGAUAAUCAAAACUGCUCUCUCUGGUUGACUGGGAUUCCUACAACGGCUACGGACAAGGAAGCUCUCACAACUGUUACAGAGGGUAAAGGUUUUUCCUUCAAUCGCAAAGCUCCGGUCUUCGGGAGAUUCGACAAAUGCGCCGCCGACCUGACUUUCUUCGAUCGCCAAACCGCUGAGUGUUACAUUCUCAAAGCCGAACAGCAAGGCGUAUAA